AGAAAAUCUCUGUGUCCUAGCAGUUUAAAAGGAAGAUCAACUAUUUUUUGAGUUUUUGACUGGGAAGGGUCCCUUUCAUUGUGGCUGAUCAAGGUUCAUCUAUUCCACGUGGAAACCCUAUGAUCUCAUAUUGGGAAUCUGGCUUUCUCUCUCCAGCCCCCUUGCCCCAGACGCUUCCACCAGAGGCUUUCCCUCCUCCCUACAAUCCCUGGCACCAAAGAAUGUGAACUGAGUCCAUGGAGGGCUCACGUCCUCGCUCCCCGGGCGGCCCCCUAGCCCUGCCAGCCUUCGACGGCGAGCUGGACCUGCAGCGUUACUCCAACGGGCCGGGCGUAAGCGGGGGGCCGGCGGGAAUGGGAGCAGCCGGCUGGCCUGAGAGCCGGGGGAGCGGGCGGCGCUUCCCGUGUCCAGUAUGCGGGAAGCGCUUUCGCUUCAAUUCGAUCCUGGCGCUGCAUCUGCGGGCCCACCCGGGCGCCCAGCCCUUCCAAUGCCCGCACUGCGGUCACCGCACGGCUCAGAGGGCCCUGCUGCGCUUGCACUUGCGCACGCACCAGCCGGAGCGCCCGCGCAGCCCCGCGGCGCGCUUGCUGUUGGAGCUGGAGGAGCGCGCCCUAUUGAGGGAGGCCCGGCUGGGCAGUGCGUCCGGAGUGCCCCUGCAACCCACGCCCUCUGCAGAGCUCCCCGCCACGGCACCGGCUCCGGCUCCGGCCCCAGCCCCGGCCCCAACACUACCUGCCUUCCGUUGUCCCUUCUGCAAAGGCAAGUUCCGCACGGCCGCGGAGCGUGAACGCCACCUGCACAUCCUCCACCGGCCUUGGAAAUGCAACCUGUGCAGCUUCGGGUCCAGCCAGGAGGAGGAGCUGCUGCGCCACAGCCUGACAGCUCAUGGCAAUCCCGAGCGCUCCCUAGCGGCCGCCUCGGCUGCGCCUCAGCCCAUGCCCGUGCCCCUGCCCCCGCCGCAGCCAGAAUCUGAGUCCGCCCCAGAGCUUGAACCCGCGCCCGAGCCGGAGCCUGCCCCAGCUCCAGCCACUGCUCCCGAGGAGCCUCCUGCGCCCCCGGAGUUCCGUUGCCAAGUCUGCGGCCAGAGUUUCACCCAGUCCUGGUUCCUCAAAGGCCACAUGCGCAAGCAUAAGGCUUCCUUCGACCACGCGUGCCCCGUCUGUGGCCGCUGCUUCAAGGAACCCUGGUUCCUCAAAAACCACAUGAAGGUGCACGCUAGCAAGCUGGGGACCCUGCGUGCGCCCGGGCCAGGCUCGGCCCCUCCUCGGGCCCCUCCCCCCGCUGACCUGGGCUUGCUGGCUUACGAGCCCCUGGGCCCUGCGCUGCUGUUGGCCCCAGCGCCACCACAGGGGGAUCGGUCUGAGCCCCCCGGCCUGCUGGGCUACCUGAGCUUGAGAGCUGGGAAAGCCAGGCCCAAUGGGGAGGGCACUGAGACCGGGGGUGCUGGUCGGGGCUUCGGGGGAUUUCGGCCGCUCCCGGCCCGGGACCGCCGUCCCCGUCUGGAGGAGCCAGAUGAAGAGGAGGAGGAUGUGGUGGUGGAAGCAGAGGAGGACAGCUGGACUCGGAGCAGGGCCCUUGGCACGUUGGCUUCACUUCAUAGACGGCCAGGGGAGGGUCCAGGUCAUACUGCCCCUGCUGCAGGGGGCCAACCCCGACCUGCAGCCUCCCAGGAAGAGAACGGGCUGUUGGUAGGGGGAACACGGCCCGAAGGGGGCAGGGGAGCCUCGGGCAAGGACUGCCCCUUCUGUGGGAAAUCCUUCCGUUCUGCACACCACCUCAAAGUGCAUCUGCGGGUGCAUACAGGUGAGCGCCCAUACAAGUGUCCCCAUUGUGAUUACGCGGGUACCCAGUCGGGCUCCCUCAAAUAUCAUCUGCAGCGCCACCAUCGAGAGCAAAGGAGCGGGGCAGGACCAGGGCCGCCCCCGGAGCCGCCACCCCCACCACAGCGGGGUUCAGCUCCAUCCCAAGGAGCUAAAUCCAAUCCUGCGCCUCCAACCUGGGCCGAGGGCGCCAUGGGCUCCCGCCUCCCUUCCAGCGCCACUGCCCCCUCCCGUCGUAAGCCUGUCAGCCCCGGGAGGACCCUGCGCAAUGGGCGAGGAGGCGAAGCUGAGCCUCUGGACCUGUCCCUGCGGGCGGGGACCGGAGGUGAGGCCGGGGCCGGGGGCUCCCUGCACCGCUGCCUCUUCUGUCCUUUUGCCACUGGAGCUCCCGAGCUCAUGGCUUUGCAUCUGCAAGUGCAUCACAGCCGCCGGGCUCGGGGUCGAAGGCCACCCCAAUCCGCCCCUUCCCCUCCCUCUUCGGCUUGCGUCCUGUCAGGGGAGUUGACCCCCAGCCCUCCGCAGGAUGGGGAUGGGAGCCCGGGGCUGUCCCGAUCGGGAGAGGCGGCAGGGGCUGGGGUGGGCGGUCAGGAGCGGUAGGGAGCCCACUUAGGGGUAGGUAGCGUAGAAAGAGCGCUCGCCUUGAGGGAGCGGGAAAUCACUAGAGGUAGUUGGGUAGGGCAGCCAGCAGGGGGCAGCUCGGGACCCACAUCCAGUCCUCAGGCAGGUCUGGGCAGAGCCUGGAGAAGUCAGCCUGGGAUGGGUGGGUUGGAGGGCGUUGUCCACCCUGACCUGGGGAGAGUCACAGUGCCUUAGAGUGGCGGAGGUGGGGGGCAGAGAGCAGAGUCCUAGGGCGGGAAAGGGGGCCGUUAGAGAGGGCCACCCCACCAGUCCUUGCUGGUCCAUAGCCGUGAGAGUUUAUUUUUGUAUGAGGGGGACCGUCCCACCCUCCUCCUGUCCCUAGCAGGGGUCCUGUAGACGUUGCUAUUUUUGGUACGAUCCGGAAGAGCCGGUUUUCCCCAAUAAACAGGUGUCUUAAGGCACUAGGC
Gracilinanus agilis (Agile Gracile Mouse Opossum) is the source of this 2866-nucleotide messenger RNA. RefSeq names its product zinc finger protein 219 (gene ZNF219). Gene Ontology annotation, biological process: regulation of DNA-templated transcription. The record is from RefSeq and is a predicted model, not a curated record. The transcript has 4 exons. The coding region runs from base 237 to 2417 and encodes 726 amino acids. Gene Ontology annotation, cellular component: nucleus. NCBI's taxonomy places the organism in Eukaryota, Metazoa, Chordata, Mammalia, Didelphimorphia, Didelphidae. Gene Ontology annotation, molecular function: DNA-binding transcription factor activity, RNA polymerase II-specific; RNA polymerase II cis-regulatory region sequence-specific DNA binding.